AGGUCUGCAGCGGGAGUCAACAAAACAUGGCACCGCGCGGUAACGCUCCACACGUGUGACUAUUUUCAGACGAAUAUCUGCGCAUUUUAAGUCUGAUCUGAGGCAGGACUGCACGACAAAGAUCAGACUCUACUGAAACCUGUUCUAAACGCAGCGUCUCAUCACAAAGAAGUUACUUUAGGCAGCGGCCGGGCUAGUUUUCGUCCCUUAGCCGGUCAUGCUGGGGCUGUGAGAGCAGGAUGGCCGCUCCGGGGAAAGCUAAGAAGGAGAAGAAGAAGCCGAUCCCGGUGAAAACGUCUCUGAACAACCCGUACAACCUCCGAUGGGCGCCGUUAGAGAGAGGUCUGAAGGGAUUUAUACUGAAAACGCUGAGGGACAGGAUAGACACUGUCGGGCUCUGGAAGAACCCGAGGAAAGCUAAGGAUUUCCGCAGCAAAAGAAAAGCGAAGGAGCGAGACUCGGAGCCCGCCGAAGCCGAAAAUGGACCUCAGCGGCCGGGCUGGAGCGACGAGGCCGCGCGGAGGCAGCUGGCACUCGGCAUCAACGAGGUGACCAAAGGCCUGGAGAGGGACGAGCUCAGCCUGGUGCUGGUCUGCAGCUCGGCCCAGCCGGCGCACAUGACCAGCCACCUUAUUCCACUAAGUAAGACCAGGGCGGUGCCGGCCUGUCAGGUGCCGGAGCUGAGCGCGAGUCUCUCGGGGGUUCUGGGCGUGAGCAGCGUGCUGGCGCUGGGCUUCAGGCGGAGAACCAUAGACUUCGCCGAUACAGUGCGGCAGAUCGCGGCUAAGGUGCCGCCGCUGCUCGUAGCCUGGAUGCCCGCGGAGAGUGAACUAACCCCAGCCGGGCUGGAGGGCGAGAUCCAGGGGGAAAGCUCCCAUUUAGAUCCAGAUGAAAGUGAGGAGCAGCCCAGAGACUCGCAGUCAGAUCCGGUUCAAACAGAGGACUCCUUUACAGAUCCAGUUAAGGCUGAAGACGCCCAGUCAGAUCAGAUCGAGUCAAAAGGGCAAAAGAGAAAACUGGAGUUUUCACCGGAGGCUGACGAAGAAGAUCCGAGCCUGUCGCUCCAGCCGCUUAAAGUCAAGAAAACCAUCCCAAAUCCUUCAAAAAUCCGGAAACCCAAGAAGAAGAAGGCACUGAAGAAAUGACCAAUGACUUCAGUCGUUAUGUAAACAGUCAAUUCUAGUAUUUUGAUAAGAAAUGUACAUUUUACUGCCAUUUCCUUACAGUAAUUGAGGCAGGAAUCAUGAUGUCUAAAUGAAAAUAUAGCUUUUUAAUUAUUAUUUCUUUGCAAUCUAAAACCACCAAUGAGUCUACAGGUGUCUAGAGUUUUGUUGAUAACAGUAAAAGUGAUAACCCUCAAAAUA
Messenger RNA from Colossoma macropomum (tambaqui), 1364 nucleotides. RefSeq names its product ribonuclease P/MRP 38 subunit (gene rpp38). Gene Ontology annotation, biological process: tRNA 5'-leader removal. The transcript has a single exon. The record is from RefSeq and is a predicted model, not a curated record. Gene Ontology annotation, cellular component: ribonuclease MRP complex; fibrillar center; nucleolar ribonuclease P complex. The coding region runs from base 240 to 1145 and encodes 301 amino acids. Lineage: Eukaryota; Metazoa; Chordata; Actinopteri; Characiformes; Serrasalmidae. Gene Ontology annotation, molecular function: ribonuclease P activity; ribonuclease P RNA binding.